Molecule: messenger RNA, 3700 nt
Organism: Periconia digitata
Lineage: Eukaryota; Fungi; Ascomycota; Dothideomycetes; Pleosporales; Periconiaceae
Source: the annotation of a GenBank genome assembly
GCUUCCGCGUUGAAAUUGAAGUCUAAAAAUCCGGCGAUGAGACUACUUAAUUAUGAUCAGGGCGAAGGUAGUCUUCAAAUGAGUAACUUCAGCGGUCAAACCGUUCCACCAUACGCCAUUCUCUCACAUGUGUGGGGUAAAUCUGAAGUUCAAUAUUCGGAUAUCGCAGACGGGACCUAUAAAGAGAAGGACGGCUACCGAAAACUCAAAUUUUGCGCUGAGCAGGCGGCCAAGGACAAUCUGCAAUACUUCUGGGUGGAUACAUGCUGUAUUGACAAAUGGAAUCUCGAUGAGCUCUCAAGAUCUAUCAACUCGAUGUUUUUUUGGUAUCAGAAUUCAGCAAAAUGCUACGUAUUUCUGCCAGACGUCUGGCUAGGUACGCCAGACACUGCGUUAAAUACCACAGGUGUUCCAUUGCACACGAGAGACAAUCCGCUACCUACGACAGAUACUUCGUCAUAUCUUAUACCAGGAAGAGCCAGAGACGGUUGGAAGAAAGCUUUUCGAAAAAGCAAAUGGUUCACUCGCGGGUGGACACUUCAAGAACUCAUCGCCCCAUCGGUAGUCGAAUUCUUUUCCUCUGAGGGGGAACGGAUAGGAGAACGGAAGUCUCUUGGUCAUUUAAUACAUGAAAUCACGAAUAUUCCGGUUGAUGUAUUCCGGAAUCAUCCGCUAAAUACAUUUACAAUAUCUGACAGGCUGCAAUGGGCUGAACACCGCGAAACAACUCUGGCCGAAGACAAAGUGUAUUGCCUUCUUGGCCUUCUCAACAUCGUCAUGCCUACCUCCUAUGGUGAGGGAGAGGAGGUAGCGAGACGGAGAUUGCAGGUACAUAUAGAGACAUCUACCAAUUCUCCAUCUAUGAUUCCAUUUGGCCGAAAUGAUCGAUUUACCGGUUGGGAGAAAGAGCUCGUCGAACUAGAGACAUGGCUCUCUAUGGGAGAAACGAAAAAUUCCGAGGACAUGCGACCCACCUCAAUUGCCAUACUAGGCCCUCCUGGGACGGGGAAAUCGCAGCUGGCACUCGAAUUUGCAUACAGAGCCAAGAACAAAAGUUUCAAUUCGGUCUUCUGGGUCGAUGCAAGCAGCAAAGAUGGUCUCUAUCGAUCUUAUUCAGAUGUUGCUCGAACGCUGAAGGUACCUCACUGGGACAACGUCAACACCGACGUUGUAAAGCUAGUCAACCGAACCCUGACUAGUGAAAGCGCGAGUCGAUCUCUAUUGAUAUUCGAUAACGCAGACAACGAUGAUCUGGGUUUUGGAGCAGCUAGUUUAAGCAGCCACAUCCCACUGUCAACGAAUUGUUCAAUACUCAUCACAACUACCAACGAAGAUGUCUCCAAGAUCUUGGCACCGGAGGGUGUGAUGAAUUUGGGGAGAAUGACGCCGGGCACAGUUCAAAAGAUGUUUGAGAACUAUCUCUCCUCUUCGCUAUCAAGCAUGGAACAAGUGGAAUCAAAGUACCUAAUACAAGAGCUAUCCUACCUUCCACUGGCGCUUGUUCAGGCAGCUGCGUAUAUAAGACUGAACGGAAUUACACCGCAAGACUACCGGAAACGAUUAGCUGAGCUUCACUUAAGUGGGUCGUCGAAAGAUAAUCAAUAUGCAAGCGAUCCGAUUACAAGAACUCUCCUCCUCUCCAUUCAUCAAAUUGGCCACCAAAACCCUUUGGCACUCGAUAUACUAGCUCUUGUUGCCUGCUUGGGCCAGAGGGACAUUCCGAUUGAAAUUUUGGAGCUACCAAACCAAUCUCUUGGGAUAGAAGAGACGAUUGAAGUGCUUGAUGAGUACGCUCUCAUCACUCGACGACAGUUCGAAUCUGCAAUAGAUGUCCAUCAACUCGUGCACUCUGCAUUGCAACAACGACUCCGAGACCUAGCGGCGCUAGCACUGGAAGAUUGGAGACAAUCAGCACUGGGACAGUUGAGGGCCGCUUUUCCUCACGGGGACCAGGGUGGUAGACAUAAGUGGAGGCGGCUACUCCCGCACGCUAAACACGCUAUAUCGCUCGGUACAAGUACCCUAAUCAAUGAGAUGAUCGAAAAGGAUUUGAUGUGGGACUGUGUUAGGGCAUUUGUCAGCGAUGGAAGAUAUGGCGAGGCAGAGGAAUACAUCGUGAGAAUAAAGAAGACGCUCGAGGCUAACUUUGGGACUGAAUAUCUACAAAGGCUGGUCUGCGCGACAGAACUGGCAGCCAUUCUGAGGGGUCAAGGACGCUUCCAAGAGGCCGAAGAGCUCGAUGUGCAAUCACUGGAGACAUCCAAGAAUAUGUUCGGCCCAGACAGUGAGCCGACAGUAGACAUCUUCCAGAACCUUGCUAUAACAUACAGGGAACAAGGCCAAUGGGAGAAGGCUGGGAAACUAGCCGUGCAGGUGUUGGAGUCAAGAAUAAGAGCUUUCGGAUCCGAACACCUGUUAACAUUGCAAGCCAUGAGCAGUUUAGCAAUGACGUACAGAGCGCAAGGUCGAUACACAGAAGCUGAAAUGAUAUCGGCUUCCAUAUUGGAAACACGUAGAAGAGUGCUUGGUGGAGAGCAUAUCAAGACAUUGCACAGCAUACUUGACGUCGCGGAAAUAUACGUUAAGCAAGGACGUAGAGAAGACGCCGAGAGAUUACUUUUGGAGCUACAAGAGACAAGCCAAAGGAUACUUGGUGAUGGACAUCCACUCAUGUUAACUACCAUGUCCUUUCUAGCAUACAUAAUCAAGACAAGAGGACAUUGGGAGAAGGCAGAGAGACUGGAGUUGCAGGUAGUCGAAGGAAACACCAGAUUGUAUGGAGGCGACAGUCUACAUACCGCUCGCAGUUUGGGUAGCCUUGCGGUCACAUACAAAUGGCAGGAAAAAUUACACAAAGCUAAAGAGGUGGAAGUUGGGAUAGUAGAAAGAUUCAAGAAGAUGCUUGGGCUUGAGCAUCCAGAUACAUUGAGUGGCAUUCUCCGCUUAGCAGAAACUCUUAGGUUGCUAGGCGAAUUGAAGGAAGCGAAAGAAUUGGGCGUUCACGUAUUAGAAACAAGCAAGAGGGUUCGUGGCUAUGAGCACCCAGAGACUUUGUUCAUCAUGUAUGAGCUAGCGCUUACAUUCAAAGCUCAAGGCUGCGCAGGCAAAGCGUAUCGCUUGAUGGGGAAUUGCUAUAACCGACGCGUAUUGAUCCUGGGCCACAAGCAUCCGAGUGCUUUGUUUUCUCUUGAAAAGCUAAUAGAGUGGAAGCUAGAAGAUUUGAACUUUGCAGAUAUGAUAGCAGAUGUAGACUGAAUGAGGCUGUAACUAGAGCCAGUUCAAGAUCGCGAUAGACAAUGUACUACUACUUUAUAACCUUGAUGAAUUGUCCUACAAUGAGACGAAGACAACUAUCAUUCGAACACGCCACAAACUUUUAGGUAGACUUUUCCGCUAACCACCCAGCAAUUCACCUGUGGAUCUGUAACUAUCGCGAUAACUUCAUCUGGCACAGUAGAAAGUACCCCAAUGCACAGAUCUACCGCCUAAGUCACAUGGAGAUGAGAUCAGUGUGAUCUAUGCGGGGGAAAGACGCAACCAAACGUUGCAAUGGAUAUAUGCUCCACAGUCUGAACUGAGAACGCGAAGGCUGGAAUUCAGCAGCUUUGCAAGUUGGCUCAAAAGUAACGAACCUCUGUACUGGAUCACUAGAAAACCUGGUUCUGGUAAUUUGACUUUGAUCGAAUUCAAUAUCACGACC